GUUUCAGCCCCCGGGGGGGGCGCGGCUGGCCGCGGCGGCUUCCGGGGGGGACGAGGACGCCCAGUUCCCCCCCCAGUCCCCCCAGUAUGCCCAGUCCCCACCAAGUUCCCUCCCAUUCCCCUCCCAGUAUGCCCAGUUCCCCUCCCAGUAUGCCCAGCUCCCUUGCAAUUACCCCCCAGUCCUUCUCCAAUCUGCCCAGUUCCCUCUUCAGUGCCCCCAGUAUGCCCAGUCCCCACCAAGUUCCCUCCCAUAUGUCCAGUUUCCUCUCCAGUUCCCCCGUGAGUAUGCUCACUUCCCUACCAUUACCACCGAGUCCCCCUUCCAGUAUGCCCAGUUCCCUCUCCAGUGCCCCCAGUUCCCCCCACAGUGUGGCCAGUUCCCCCCAAUUACCCCCACUCCCCGCAAGUAUGCCCAUUUCACCCCCAUUACCCCCCAGUUCCUCUCCCAGUGGAGGUUUCCAGCCCCGGGGGGGGCCCCCGCGGGGGCGGUUUUGGGGGGGCGGGGGCGGGGCGGACCCCCCCGCGGGGGCCGGGGGGGGCGGGGGGGCCGCGGCGGCUUCAAGGGGGGCAAGAAGGUGACGGUGGAGCCCCAUCGGCACGAAGGGGUGUUCAUCUGCCGGGGGAAGGAGGACGCGCUGGUCACCCGCAACCUGGUCCCGGGGGAGUCGGUGUACGGGGAGAAGAGGAUCUCCGUGGAGGACGGUGACACCAAGGUGGAAUACCGCGCCUGGAACCCCUUCCGCUCCAAGUUGGCGGCCGCCAUCUUGGGUGGCAUCGACCAGAUCCACAUCCGCCCGGGGACGAAGGUCCUUUACCUCGGCGCCGCCUCGGGGACGACCGUGUCCCACGUCUCCGACAUCGUGGGACCCGAGGGUUUGGUUUAUGCCGUGGAAUUCUCGCAUCGUUCGGGCCGUGACCUCAUCAACGUCGCCAAAAAACGCACCAACGUCAUCCCCGUCAUCGAGGACGCCCGGCACCCCCACAAGUAUCGCAUGCUCAUCGGCAUGGUGGACGUGAUCUUCGCGGACGUGGCGCAGCCGGACCAGACCCGCAUCGUCGCCCUCAACGCCCACAACUUCCUGCGGAACGGCGGCCACUUCGUCAUCUCCAUCAAGGCGAACUGCAUCGACUCGACGGCGGCGCCCGAGGCCGUCUUCGCCGGGGAGGUGAGGAAGAUGACGGGCGAGCAGAUGAAGCCGCAGGAGCAGCUGACGCUGGAGCCCUACGAGAGGGACCACGCCGUCGUCGUCGGGGUCUACAGGCCCCCCCCCAAGCAGAAGUGACGUUUCUCCACCCCCCCCCGGGGGGGGCCCGAUCCUGGGGGGGGGGGGCACUUGCUGCCCCUCCCCCCCCUCGGUUUUGGGGUGAAUUUGGGUGGUUUUGGGUUUUUUUGGGGGGGGGAGGGAGUAGAAAUGGGGUUUUAUUAAAAUUCAGGGG
This is a messenger RNA of Harpia harpyja (harpy eagle), 1436 nucleotides long. It is a transcript of the gene FBL, whose product is annotated as fibrillarin. Lineage: Eukaryota; Metazoa; Chordata; Aves; Accipitriformes; Accipitridae. Gene Ontology annotation, biological process: box C/D sno(s)RNA 3'-end processing; rRNA methylation. Gene Ontology annotation, molecular function: RNA binding; rRNA methyltransferase activity; histone H2AQ104 methyltransferase activity. The transcript has 12 exons. The annotation marks the transcript as partial. Gene Ontology annotation, cellular component: Cajal body; box C/D methylation guide snoRNP complex; nucleolus. The record is from RefSeq and is a predicted model, not a curated record.